Molecule: messenger RNA, 933 nt
Organism: Sinocyclocheilus grahami
Lineage: Eukaryota; Metazoa; Chordata; Actinopteri; Cypriniformes; Cyprinidae
Product: dual specificity protein phosphatase 8-like
Exons: 3
Coding region: 592-933 (113 amino acids)
Biological process (GO): negative regulation of MAPK cascade; peptidyl-tyrosine dephosphorylation
Cellular component (GO): cytoplasm
Molecular function (GO): MAP kinase tyrosine/serine/threonine phosphatase activity; protein tyrosine/threonine phosphatase activity; MAP kinase tyrosine phosphatase activity
Source: RefSeq, a predicted model, not a curated record
CUGUUGAAGCGAGUGUGAUGUGCUAGCCGUGAGUCAACUUGGACUUCCCAUGGACUUCCCAGUGACAGGACACAGAUCAUGCGCGUGAUAAUGUGCCAUUACAUAAGCAAUGAUGAUGACUACAGUAAGCAGAGAGGUCAGUCGAAAGCAACUAGGGCUCCUUUGUUGAUUGCAAACACACACAUACACAUGUUGUCCGGCAGGCGUAGGAGCCGCUCUUCCCUCCGCGCGCGGCUCUGGCCCCAACAGUGGCCGCAUAGUUGUCUGAUGAGUCAGGAAUGUGGUUGCAUGCCUUACACAUGAGCUAUUACUGAACACAGGCCCCAGUAGAGCACAGCCAGUGCGCUCAUUCACAGACGGGGAGGGAGCGAGCGAGCGAGAGGGAGGAGGCUCAACAAUAGAGAGGCAGGAGCAUGCCGAGCCAAAGUCAGAAGUGAAGAGACACACGAGAGCAAAGAGCACGGCUGCGGCGGCAGCUGAGACACAAAGGCCCUUUCAUCCCCUUAUCUUCAGAGGAAACAUCUCCACCUCUGAUACUAGUGCUCACCUGAGCUCUGAGUGGAUUGUGUAGGUUUUCUGCGUGUCGCCUGAAUGCCCGUUGACUUGGUGAUCCCUCCUCCGCUGUGGACAGACAUGCACGAGAGCGAGAUGAGGCUGAAGAUGCGCGUCAGGCGCAUCAAAGAAGGGCGAGAUCUGAGAGGUGGCUUUGCAGCUUUCUCUUCCUGUUUUCCUGACCUGUGUGAGAAUAAACCAGCCACUAUUCUACCUAUCAGUCUGUCCCAACCCUGUUUAUCUGUGGCCAACGUCGGUCCCACCCGCAUUCUGCCCCACCUGUACUUGGGCUCCCAGAGAGACGUCCUCAAUAAGGAACUGAUGACUCAGAAUGGAAUCACCUACGUUCUAAAUGCUUCAUCAGCAGAUAACCAGGAAUAG